AUGCACGCCGACGACGACCCUACAAACAAGAAAAAACAUAAAACAGACACGUCGCAAGACGAAACAGCGAAAGUGGACCUCGAAUCUCCCAAAAAGGAGUCUGAGGAACCGAAACCUCGCAUUGUUUUGACUUUUCGCUCUGAUAAAUCGGGCGCUAAGAGCAGCAAUAUGAAAAUCGUUACGCCAGAGGAGAAACACGAAGAAAAUCCGCGCCGUUCAGCGAGACGUACGAGUGCGAAGUGUGAUUCUGAUGAAGAGUCGCCCACGAAAGAUAUGGAUCCGGAAAAUGAUGACACAUUUGACGGUUCUCGUACGAAGCACUCGAGUGGGCGGCGAAAAGACACCGACGUAAUAGCUAGUGCUAUAGCCAGAAAAGAGAAAUAUAAUGAGCCUACCAACACAUCUACACGUCCAUCGCGUAAAAUAAAACCUACAGCAAAGGUCCUAGCUAAUGAGGAGCUACGUAUGGGAAUAGAGUCACAGAAUAGUUCCCGUCUGGGUGAUACAUCAACAGAGGGUGGUGUAAGAACACGCCGCUCUGCACAAAAGACUACAGAAGUUACUAAGAAGGAGGAAACUACAGUUAAAGAUAGUGAGAUGAAAUUAAAGCAUUUGUGUGGCUUAGGUCUGAGAUCUGUUGGACAGUUCACUGAUGAAGACCCAGUGAAUGUGGAAGACACUGAAAUGAGGGAAGGUGAUACAGAAGUUGAUGUUGACAAUGAUGAUUGUGAAGACGAUGACACAGAAGUCAUAGUAAAGCUUCUUCAAGCGGAUGAGACAGGCAGUGGCAGCAGUGGAGAUUGCUAUGUCCCACCACCUCCACGUCGAUCUCGGAGACUGCACUCUCACACUCACUACAGCUCUAAUGAAAGUAUUCCAUCACCACCAAUGGCACAAGACGAUGAGUCUUUAGCACCAAGAAGAUCUACAAGACUGCGAAGAACAAUCAAAAGAAGACACGGACCUAAAAGACAAAGAAUUGAUUCACCAGCUGCAGAGGAAGACGAUGAAAAUAACAGUGUAUCUAGAGCAGACGAAGGUUCGUUGGCUGCCAGUCCCACUAAUUCGUCGACGGUUUAUGCGGCUUGCCUUUGCGAAGAAGUUAUGAAUGUCUGCCCUGUUGUUGAGGAACUUGAAGAACCAGUCUUCUGCCAAGCUAUCGAAAUAGUGGACGGGUUAAACGUGGGAUGCUCUCACAAAGCACAGGUAGGCGAAGACGGAUCUCUGCUGCCGAUGCGGCGAGCGAGCCUGCGCGCCCCGUUCCUGAUACUCUGUAAGCUGCACACGAUGGAAAUGGAGAAGCACAUGUGUUGUCCCACGUGUGGCGUCUUUUGUACUCAGGGCGUGUUCUACCAAUGUUCUGCCGGUCAUCUUUGCCAUUUGGACUGCGCGGUGCCCUACGGGGAAGAGCCGACGGGCUGUCCCCAUUGUGGCGUGCAUUGCCCCCCAUUGACCCCGGUCAACACGGAUAUACGGAAGGUCCAACUUACUAUGCAUAGCUCCAACAGACGGGUCUACCUCCCGGAGCAAAGGGAACAAUGCACACCAGCUCAAAUGGGCUUUGCUCCAAUCCAUGCAUCGAAGCUCAGUAGGAGUCCAAUAUUUCCAGAAGAUCUCUUGGCUCAAUUACCGGACAUGGAGAAACUUUGUGAAUCGAUUGACUUUGAUACAAUGGAGAACUGCACAGCUCAUACGCUAUAUGAAGCUAUCAUCGCCGGAGAGUCUGUGGAAAUGUUAAUAACUAAGACAGUUAAGGACGAACUGAAUACGCCAAUAAGCUUUAUAGAGGGUGGAACGUGUGCGCACGCGGCGAUUGUUAGUGGUCAACUGGGCGCGCUGUGUCUAUUGCAAUAUGCCGGUGCAAAUCUUGAUGCUUUUGACAAUAUGUCACGUACCCCUCUUAUGAAGGCUGUAUUAGCCUUAUUGGAAAAAGAGCCUCCAGAAGAAAUUGACACGACGUCUAGAGACGAGGAAAUCAAAAAGGAAGAAGGCGAUUUAGAUAAAACAGAGGAGUCAAAAGAAACCGAAGAGGUAUGCGAAGGGGAGAAAGGGGAAAAGAGAGAAGUUAAGAAGGAGGACCAAAUGAGAGUUAUCCGAUAUCUAUUGCUGGCAGGCUGUGAUCCUAACCUUAAGGGCCCCGAAGGCAUGACGGCGCUUCACAUGGCCGCCCAGAAUGGAGGAGACGAUGUUUGCUCGCUAUUGAUAGAGAGUGGGGCCCACGUCGACGCGAAGGACCAAGGCGGGUGGACUGCGCUAGUACGGGCUGCUGAAAACCGGCAUCCUGAUGUAGUCAGAUUGUUACUGCAGUACGGCGCAGACGCAGCCUCGGCUGAUUGCGAGGGCAACGGAGUUUUACACUGGUGCGCGCUCUCCGGCGAUGCCCGUUCGUUACAUCUUCUGCUUGAUGCUGCGCCACACAUCAUCAACACUUGCAACGCCCACGCAGAUACGGCUCUGCACAUUGCGGCGCGGGAAGGCCACUACCCGUGUGUAGUGAUUUUGCUAGCAAGAGGUGCAAGGACCGACAUAGAGAACUCUUCGAACGAGCUACCUGUCCACGUCAGCAGUGGUCCCAGCCACAACGCUAUAGUCCUGAAUAUGAAAAUCGCCGUGGCUACCGGUGGACCCUUCACCAAAUAUCGUCUUCUAGCCAGUGACAUCUCGAACGGUCGCGAACCGUACCCAGUGGGUUGUGUUAACGAAAUGGACGACGAGUCUGUGCCCAGCGACUUUACUUAUGUGUCCCGACACAUAGCAUCGGAACUAAUCAACAUUGACAAUACGGUUCAGAUGACACAGAGCUGUACCUGUACUGACGGGACGUGCUCGAGCAGUUGUUCGUGCAGUGUGCUCAGCGUGAAGUCGUGGUACUCCGGUGGUCGGCUUCUCCCGUCUUUCCCCCACCACGAUCCGCCCAUGGUCUUCGAGUGCGAUCAUACGUGCGCCUGUAACGUGAAUCGAUGUACAAAUAGAGUGGUCGGACGUGUCCAAUGUCGCGGCUCUCUCGCCGCGCCUGUACAAGUGUUUCGAACCGCGCGAUGCGGGUGGGGCCUGCGCGCGCGCCACCAUGUGCGACGGGGCGAGUUGGUGGCGCUGUAUUGUGGAGAACUGCUUACCUGCACUACCGCUGAUGCCCGCGAAAUGGACCAGUAUAUGUUCGCGUUGGAGGUCAAACACGACUUGUUGGAGCAAUGUAAUGAUAAAACGCUGUUAUGCGUGGACGCAGCAAAGUUCGGAAGCGCGGCCCGUUUCAUAAACCACAGCUGUCAUCCGAAUUUAGCGCCCGUUCGCGUCUUCACAGAGUGCCGUGAUCUGCGAUUACCUACUGUAGCCUUAUUCGCGCUUACAGACAUCGCUGCUUUAGAGGAACUUACGUUUGACUAUGGUGACAAGUUCUGGUCGGUAAAAUCGAAGCGGAUGAAAUGCGAAUGUGGAACAUCAGAAUGCAGAUACCCGACAAUAUCUAGCUCUGAUGAAUUGGAAUCUUAA
Leptosia nina is the source of this 3489-nucleotide messenger RNA. The record is from the annotation of a GenBank genome assembly. NCBI's taxonomy places the organism in Eukaryota, Metazoa, Arthropoda, Insecta, Lepidoptera, Pieridae.